AUGAAUCUGGCCAACGGCAGCACCUUGGUGACCCAGUUCCUAUUGCUCGGUUUCCCCUCCCUGGGCCGGCAGAGCCGCGAGCUCCUCUGUGCCCUGCUCUCCUUGGCCUAUGCUGCCACGGUGGUGGGGAACUUCUGCAUCGUGUGGGCCGUGCUGCGGGACCCCCGCCUCCAGCGUCUGCCCAUGUACAUCCUGCUGGGGAAUUUCUCCUGGCUGGAGAUCUGCUACGUCACUGUCACCGCGCCCCGGAUGCUCUACGAUCUGCUGCACCCCGGCCUCCGCAUCUCCUUCCAUGCCUGCUUCCUGCAGUUCUACUUCUUUUUUGCCACGGGGGGCACCGAAUGUCUCCUCCUUGCGGCCAUGGCCCUGGACCGGUACCUGGCCAUCUGCCACCCCCUGCGCUACCCCGUCCUCAUGUCCCCCCGCCGAUGCUGGACCAUGGUCGCCUCGUGCUGGCUCUACAGCUUCCUGUGGUACAUAGCCCCCAUCGUCCUCAUCUCCCAGCUCUCCUUCUGCAGCACCUACACCCUGGACCAUUUUCUUUGUGACCCAGGCCCGUUACUGGCGGUCUCCUGCUCCCCAGAUCACUGGGCUGGUCAGAUCUGCUCUAGCAUGACCUCCUUCACGCUAUUCACCACCUUCCUCUUCAUCCUGGCCUCCUACGGGCUCAUCCUCACAGCUGUUCUAAGGCUGCCUGCAGGGGCUGGGCGACAAAAGGCCUUCUCCACCUGCACCUCCCAUCUGGUCAUCGUGAGCCUCUUCUAUGGCUCUGUCAUAGUGAACUAUGCCAUCCCUAUGGCUUCUGGCGGCAGCGGGAAGGUGGUGACGCUGUUCUACACGGUGGCAACCCCGCUGCUCAACCCGCUGAUCUACAGCCUGAGGAACAAGGAGAUGAAGAAGGCUCUGAGGAGGACUCUGCUGGGGGAGCGGUAG
Messenger RNA from Pelodiscus sinensis (Chinese soft-shelled turtle), 933 nucleotides. Its product is annotated as olfactory receptor 11G2-like. Gene Ontology annotation, biological process: G protein-coupled receptor signaling pathway. Gene Ontology annotation, molecular function: G protein-coupled receptor activity; olfactory receptor activity. Gene Ontology annotation, cellular component: membrane. The record is from RefSeq and is a predicted model, not a curated record. NCBI's taxonomy places the organism in Eukaryota, Metazoa, Chordata, Testudines, Trionychidae.